GUGCCGGUGACGUUUGAUGACGUCUCUGUGUACUUUUCGGAGUCAGAGUGGGGGAAGCUGGACAAGUGGCAGAAGGACCUCUACAAGACCGUGAUGACAGGGAACUACGAAUUGCUGAUCUCUCUGGAUUACGCCAUCUCCAAACCGGACCUCCUGUCCCGCAUCGAGCGGGGCGAGGAGCUGUGUGUCACUGAGCAGCAGGGCCCCGAGGACAGGGAGCUUCCCGCGGCGCCCGGCGCAGCAGCAGAACCCGCUGCUGUUACCCCUGAAGUUGUCUCUUGGGCGGAAGAAGAUGACAAUCCCCGUGCUGGUGUUCAGGGAGACUCAGAAGAGCAAGAUAUCCCUAGCAGUGGCACCGCCGCGGGUGAGUGGGGUGCCGAACGGCUCGCUGAAGACGGCUUUGUCAUCAAGACAGAGGAGAGGGUGACCGCGAGCCCGGAGCCGUGCGGUGCGUCACCGGCAGAGCCAGAAGAGUCUCCUCCGCGGGGCUGGGAGACCGGGCUGCUGGGCAACGAUCAGGGCGCUGCCGGUCACCGAGAGCCG
This is a messenger RNA of Struthio camelus australis, 543 nucleotides long. Lineage: Eukaryota; Metazoa; Chordata; Aves; Struthioniformes; Struthionidae. The record is from RefSeq and is a predicted model, not a curated record.